AGUCCAGCGUGAUUUAAAGUCGAGAAAGCCGCCUAGAGAAACCCAUCUCUUUCUUUCCCCCUCCUUAUAUUCCACUGGAAUAUUUGACUUCCAAUUUCCAACCACCAGACAAACGAUUCAUCUGAAAAGGCCUCUGAAUACCACUGCGACUAUGUCCGGGGCUCUCAAAAAGUUUGGCGACAAAGUCGUCAAUGACCCAAAACAAGUGGCGAAGCUUUUCAAGGAAGCAGCCCCGGGCACUCGACUUCUCCCAUCACGAACGCCUAAGAAUGAUGCAGAAUAUCAGUGUCGUGUUGACGUGGGCGAAGAAAUAAAAGACAAGCCAGGUUACUACAACGUUUACCUCCAGGUCAAUAGCCAGGCACAGAGCGAUGGCCUCCAGGACUGGCUGAAGAAGAAUCCUCAUGGAAAUCUUGCAGCGGCACAAAUCAAUCGAAAGGCUAAAGACGAAGAGCGACCAGAAGAAGGCAAGCGAGUCAUGGCGGAGUUGAUUGCACAGGCAAAAAAAAAUCUCUGAUCUU
Aspergillus caelatus is the source of this 521-nucleotide messenger RNA. RefSeq lists its product as uncharacterized. The record is from RefSeq and is a predicted model, not a curated record. NCBI's taxonomy places the organism in Eukaryota, Fungi, Ascomycota, Eurotiomycetes, Eurotiales, Aspergillaceae. Bases 152 to 517 code for a protein of 121 amino acids. The transcript has 2 exons.